UGAUGCACAUAAUCUCGCGAUAACUCCUCCAUCACUCGGCGGUGGUGCCUCUCCUCCCGCUGCUUCCGUGGGCGAUGCUAUGCGGUUGCUGUAGAUUUGAUUGACGGGAACAUGUCGGUGUGGUGGUGGGAGCGACCCGGGAUACAGCUUCUGGCAAGGGAGACGGGGAGUACCUGUACCCAAUCCACACAGCAUCAGCUUUAAAAUGAUUAUACUACGCUGCUUUAGUUUUAUGGAUCCGUUUAUGUUAUUGUGAUGCGUUGUUUUUUUUUUUUUUGAAAUGAAUAAACAACGCUCAAUGGAUUUAUUAGCUGAGGCUUGAUCGGUUGUGUUCUGAUUUUUAUUUCUGUUGAAGAGGUAGCCUAUGCUAUCUGCAUAUUGUGUUUGAUGAUAUAGCCCUCAGCAUCAAUACCAGGUUCAAUCAGAAACACCUAGACGAACCACCACCAGGAAAUACUAGGACUAAUGCAAUGGAGUCGCCUUUUACAUUUAUCACAUCUCAUCUGUAAACCAAUGUACAUAAUAUAAUAUACCACCACGUUUGCUGGCGUUUUGCAGGUCGCUUUAUUACAUGGAGUUUUUUCCACCUUUAUUUUCUGAGUUGAUUUUUUUUUAAGUACACAUAAAGAAACGACCAGUGCUCGCAAGCAAUGGACGAGAAGAAUAUGACCAAAAGCGACGAGCAGCAUCUGAGUUUGCAAAAAGCCUUGCAGCAGUGCGAGUUGGUGCAAAAUAUGAUAGACAUAAGCAUUUCUAGCUUGGAGGGAUUGAGGACCAAAUGUGCCACAUCCAACGACUUGACACAAAAAGAAAUACGAACGCUGGAGGGAAAGCUGGUGAAGUACUUCAGUCGCCAGCUGUCCUGUAAGGUGAGAGCGGCCUUACAGGAGGACAGCACAGAGCUACAGGACUUCCCCCGGCUGGGACACUGGUUCCGUAUCGUCAACCUGAGGAAGGAGGUCACUGAGGAGAUGGGUCCGGGCGAGGUGACUCUGGAGGGGCUGUUGGAGAUGAGUGAUGAGGAGGUGUGUGAGGCCAUGGAGAAGUUUGGAGCCAACGACGAGGAGUGUGCCCGGCUCAAUGCCUCUCUGUCCUGCCUAAGGAGGGCCCACAAGUCAGAACAACUGGAGGACGACACAUUGCCCAAUCAUGGAGCAGGUGGUUAUGCCAAGCAGGACUGGUCCAUCCAGUGGCCCACCUCCGAGUCCGGGAAGGAGAACACUCCCUUCCCCUCUCCCGAACCCAGCCAGUGGGUCCGCUUCCAGCUCUCCCAAAGCCCGAAGGUCCAGGCCAAGUACAAGCAGCAGCAACACAGCCAAUGUCACAUCCCCCAGGCCCUGCUACCCUAUCCGUACGGCCCCUACGUCCAGCCAGACCGCCUCACCGUGGACAGCCACCUGGGUCUGGGGGCCUUCCCUCCCAUGGACACGGGUCACCGCUCCCUGCCCCCCUCGCCCCGCCAGAGGCACUUUGCCCACACCCCUCCCCGGACUCCUCUGGUGGUCAACACCAUGACCCCCCCGGGCACGCCCCCCAUGAGACGCAGGAACAAGACGAAGGCUCCCGGGACGCCCCCGCCGCCCAGCCGAAAGCUCAUCCAUCUGCUGCCGGGCUUCACGGCGCUGCACCGCUCCAAGUCACACGAGUUCCAGCUGGGAAACCGCGUAGGUCUGGAGGCAGCUGACACGCAGACACCCAGAGUGAAGCAGAAGAAGUCCAAGCCUCAGCACCUGAAGAUCAACAGCAGUGUGGGGAGCUGUGAGAACCUGCCUAUCCAGCGCUCACCCCUUCACUCCUCCGACCAUCGCUCCCUCCGUUCCUUUUUCUUCCCCACCUUCAUGCCCUCCACUCCCCCCGUCUACUCCGACGCAAACACUCUCUCAGUGCCUCGCUGGUCCCCACAGAUCCCCCAGAGAGACCUGGGAAACUCCAUAAAACACAGGUUUUCCACCAAGUAUUGGAUGUCUCAGACAUGCAUAGUGUGUGGAAAAGGAAUGUUGUUUGGACUCAAAUGUAAAAACUGCAAGCUGAAGUGCCACAACAAAUGCACCAAAGAAGCCCCGCCUUGCCAUUUGCUGAUCAUCCAGCGAGGAGGGAGGAACCCCCUGAAAGGUGCGACAGAUCACCAAGGAAAUCAAGCUCGUUUGGUACGGACUGAAUCGGUACCAUGUGACAUCAACAACCCCCUCAGGUACACAGACCUGCACAUCAGUCAGACGCUGCCCAAAACCAGCAAAAUCAACAAGGAUCACAUCCCUGUCCCGUACCAGCCAGACUCCAGUAGUAACCCCUCCUCCACCACCUCCUCCACUCCUUCCUCCCCCGUUCCCCCCCUCCCCUCCAGUACCACGCCUCCCUCCCCCCUGCACCCCUCCCCACAGUCGGCACGGCUACAGAAACAGUUCAAUUUAACAGCCUCUUCUUACUUCAAAUACAAGCAGCAGUUCAUAUUCCCAGACGUGGCCCUGGUCCCAGAGGCCCCCAGUAGGGCACCCCAGGUCAUCCUGCACCCAGUUCUGUCUGAGCCAGGAGUCGAGAUGAACCCUUUAAACCCUUUACUACAGAUUGAAGUGGAACCUACAUCAGACAAUGAGGAGUGCAACGAUGAGGCGGAGGAUUCGGAGGAUGAGUUUGAGGAGAUGAACCUGUCUCUGCUGUCGGCCCGUAACUUCCCCCGUAAGGCCAGCCAGACAUCCAUCUUCCUCCAGGAGUGGGACAUCCCCUUCAAACAGCUGGAGAUAGGAGACCUCAUCGGGAAAGGUCGCUUCGGCCUGGUGUUCCACGGGCGCUGGCAUGGUGAGGUAGCCAUCCGCCUCAUCGACAUCGAGCAGGACAACGAGGAUCAGCUGAAGGCCUUCAAGCGGGAGGUGAUGGCCUACCGUAACACCCGACAUGAGAACGUGGUCCUCUUCAUGGGCGCCUGCAUGAGCCCCCCACACCUGGCCAUCAUCACCAGCUUGUGUAAGGGAAGGACCCUGUAUUCAGUGGUGAGAGAUGCUAAAGUCAUCCUGGAUGUCAACAAGACCAGACAGAUCGCCCAGGAGAUGGUUAAGGGAAUGGGCUAUCUUCAUGCCAAGGGGAUCCUACACAAGGACAUGAAGUCCAAGAAUGUCUUCUAUGACAACGGCAAAGUGGUCAUCACCGACUUCGGACUCUUCACCAUAUCUGGGGUUCUGCAAGCCGGCAGCCGUAGAGAGGACAAGCUGAGGAUCCCCAGUGGAUGGUUGUGUCACCUGGCCCCUGAAAUAGUCUCUCAGCUCUCCCCCGAAACAGAGGAGGACAAACUGCCUUUCUCUAAACAGUCAGACGUCUUUGCUUUUGGAACUAUCUGGUAUGAGUUGCAUGCACGUGAGUGGCCUUAUAAGAACCAGCCAGCAGAAGUUAUCAUCUGGCAGGUGGGCAGCGGAAUGAAGCCCAACCUCACACAGAUCGGCAUGGGCAAAGAGAUAUCGGACAUCCUGCUCUUCUGCUGGGCGUUCGAGCAGGAGGAGAGGCCCAGCUUCUCCAAGCUGGUGGAUCUGCUGGAAAAGUUGCCAAAACGGAACCGCCGCCUUUCCCACCCAGGGCACUUCUGGAAGUCAGCUGAGUGCAGUUGACCAAGACCCCCUGAACCUAGACAUCUCAACAUCCUCUGAACACAUAUUUUGGGUUUAUUGUUUAAUCACGUGGAAGAUGUGUUUUAUUUCAUUGCUCAAAUGACCUGUUCAGUUUGUUGGAUGGUUUCUUUAUUCUGGAAUGUAUUUUUCUCAAUGUCACUUGUUUUAAUGAGAGUUUGUGUCAUGUCUCACUUCGUUGUGUACGGAAAAUGCAUCAGAAUGAAAUAGUUUUUUUAGAAUGAAUGUAAUUAUUUUAUGAAUUGUGAAAUGUACAUUUUUAAGUAAUUGUCUUGGCAUUUCUCAUCUGUCAACUGUCUCUGUUAUUUGUCAGUAUUCCUCAUGUUCUCUCCUGUUUGUGUUCUCUUCAUGUUUGUCUCAAAGCUUUAUCUAUCUUCAUUAUUCACUAUUGAAUGUGAAGACUCCACUCCUGUCACUUGUAGGGCUGGAUGACACUUCAGUACAUUGGUAGGAAACUGUCCUGUGCUUUGAUUAUUGCCUGUGAACACUGUUGAGGAUGCGUAAAAAAUAAUUGCAUCCUAUUCCCUACAUGGACCUGUCAAAAACGUUAAAGGUAGUGCACUAGAUGGGAAAUAGGGUGAGAGAUCUUUGAACAACAGCCUUUUUUUCUCAGCUCUGGUUCAGUCAGUAGUAGACCUACAUUGACUGACUAGAAGUCUCUCACUAAUGUUCAAACGCUGACACUUCAAAUGUAUCUCAUUACUUAGUAUGAACGUGCUUAAACACUUUGGACAAAUGCUGUGCCUGAGAAAUAGGUGUAUAGUGGUUACUUUAGUGUUUUAUCGCAGAAAAGUAAAAAGAUGUAUAGCUAGCUAGCUAAGGUCAACACCUACUUCCAGUAAUGAUGACACAAUCGAUUUUAAUGAUGACACAAUCGAUUUUAAUGAUGACACAAUCGAUUCCCUUGAGGAAUUUGUCAGCCCUAUAAUUGACAAAGCACUUUCUGGACAGACACCAUGACACAGUCUACUAACAUGAUCUGGCCAUUUCUAUCUUAUAUUUCACAGCGAUAUUUGAAAAACAUGCUAGCUAGAGUAGAGUCAGACUGAAUCAUAUCAUUAUGGAUGAAAACCAGUGUCUCAGUAAGAACUGCAUAGCUGCUGCUUUGGACGCUGUACAGCCACGGCUUAGAUGCAGACAAUCCAAUCCUGUAUAAAGCCCUUUCUACUACACUGUAUUAUACAGUAAAAUAUCCACCAAUGUUGGAAAUGCAUACAAACAAAUUGCUGCUGUUUUUUGGAGUACAUCUGUCUAUUUUGGAAUUACUGGAAUUCAGAUAUUGUACAUGGGUCAUCUAUAUUUGUACUGUUUACAACUUUUAAGUGCAUGAAAUGGACUACAAAGGAUCUAUUCUCGUUCUUACGAUACAAAGUUGACUUUCAGCUCUAUAUUAAGUAUAUGAUCACUGGGGUAUUUUCUGAUUGAACUGUUGUCAGCAUAGGACCACCAAAGGAUGCAGUGACAACAGUUAAUAAGACUAUACAGCCUGCUUUGUAAAAAAGGAAAUGUUCAAAAGCGAUGUUUAAGAGAAUGAUUGUAAUAUUAUAUUUGCACAGUAUAAUCGUGAAGAGAAAUAACUAAUUGUGCUGGAAAACCAAUCAACAGAAAAACCAAUCAACAUUUAGUGCAAAGUGUACAUAACUGAUUGUAGACCUCGUUUUAUCGUCAGUUGCCGUAAAUCAAUAUUCCAUGUGAACUCACUACAGCAGUUUGUGUACAGGAUUUCUUACUUUAUGAAUGUCUGUAUUGUGUUGUGGUUUUGUUGUAUAUUUUUGUUCAUUCAGAUUAAUUUUUCUCCAUAUACCUUCCUAUAUUACGUAAGCAUUGAUGUUUAUUUUCUGAUUAAAUCGUUGUAUUGUAGAGUAUAGCUCCAAAAGCUUGUAUUUAUCGAUGCCUUGUUGUCCAUGGCUCAGUGACUCAUCAGAAGCUCUUUAUUUGCACUCAUCUUCUACGAAAAAGUAUGACAAUAAAAAUAUGUUUUGAUUUUG
Coregonus clupeaformis (lake whitefish) is the source of this 5602-nucleotide messenger RNA. RefSeq names its product kinase suppressor of Ras 2-like. Lineage: Eukaryota; Metazoa; Chordata; Actinopteri; Salmoniformes; Salmonidae. Bases 651 to 3596 code for a protein of 981 amino acids. The transcript is spliced from 23 exons. The record is from RefSeq and is a predicted model, not a curated record. Gene Ontology annotation, molecular function: ATP binding; protein kinase activity. Gene Ontology annotation, biological process: protein phosphorylation.